Tyto alba (common barn owl) is the source of this 2438-nucleotide messenger RNA. It is a transcript of the gene TMEM70, whose product is annotated as transmembrane protein 70. The coding region runs from base 201 to 764 and encodes 187 amino acids. NCBI's taxonomy places the organism in Eukaryota, Metazoa, Chordata, Aves, Strigiformes, Tytonidae. Gene Ontology annotation, biological process: mitochondrial proton-transporting ATP synthase complex assembly. The transcript is spliced from 3 exons. The record is from RefSeq and is a predicted model, not a curated record. Gene Ontology annotation, cellular component: mitochondrial membrane.
GGGAGGGUCUGGCCGGGGGAAGGGCGGCAGUCUUCGGGGUUUUUUCCUUGCGAGAAAUGCGAAUCGAGGAGGUUUCCCCUCCGAGCACGCCCGGGAUCGAACGGGGACCUGGCAAGCGCGGAGGCUCCGAACGUCCCCUCGCAAAGCCGCGCGUAACAUGAUCGCAAGCUUACUGCUCGUCUGCGGGAUGCGAAUAUCUAAUGGUUACAUCUUUUCAAGGAGUGGCUGUUCGCAGUCUCUGCACAUCCUCCCCCCAUGAACACCCGGAACAUGGAAGAUUAGUUUAUAAGGGAAAUUUGGCAAAGGCAGUGUUAGGUGUGAGGUUUUUCUCUUACUCCACCAGCAUAUUCAACCUGUUCAUGAUGCCCUACGUCAUGCUCAAAACUGGUAUUGGAUUUGAAAGUCUGCUAAUACAAGUUGCCUUUUAUGGGUUGAUUGGUUUUUUUACAUUUGUAACACCGGUUACUUUGCAUGUCCUUACAAAAGGCUAUGUGAUUCGACUCUAUUAUAAAAAAGAAAUGGACACGUACACAGCCAUUACAUACAAUGCAAUCUUGGCAGAGAGAGCGACUGUUUUCCAUCAGAAAGAUGUAAAGAUUCCAGACAUCACCAAGAUGUUUACAACAUUUUAUGCUAAAACAAAAUCAAUGCUUGUUAAUCCAACGCUUUUCCCAGAUCCUCAGGAUUAUAACCAUCUCAUGGGCUAUGACAAACUCCUUUAUUUUAACUUAGAGGAGGAAAAGGAAGCUGAUGAAAAUAAAUAAUUGAAGCUAAUGGACAUCACUGUCAUUGUUUGUGGUGCAGUGCUAUAUGUGUAAAAGAAUGUAAAAUUCUAUUAUGCUUUCUUAAACAUCAGAUAGCUAGAGUUCCCCAAAUGCAUUUUGGAAUGUAUGAAAAAAAAACCAGCCUUUUUUUUAAACUUGUAAACAAUGUGAAGGUUACUUUGGAGUUAAUGACACAAAACGUAGUUAAAAAAAAAAAAAGCUUAGAUCUGUCUUCUGCUUGUUUGUUAUUGGCUUGUUUUGUAUUGUUAACUAUCCAGGAGAACUAAAGUGCAUGGGCUGUGCAGCUAUCUCACUGUCUCCAUUUCAAAAGGAAUCAUUCAUAUAAUAAAAAUCAUCAAUUCUAAUUAGUUAAGUGUUUAAGCCUUAAAGAUGAGUUGUACUUAAUCCAAAAAGAUCAGGCUUUUUUGUUAGUGCUGCUGGUGGUAUGAAGGGAGUGGAGAUGGCUUUCACUUCCCUUUGUGAGAGCAUCAGUAGCCAGGAGGAAUCUUCAUAAAGCAGACGGGUGUUGUUGCACAUUCCUGCUACGGCCUCAUUCUAGAGGCCUGCAGGCCUCUGGGGAAGGUAGGGAGAGUGGCUGCGCCCCAGUAAUCCCUAGCUGCUCACAGCUACUAAAUGGGCUCUUCAGCUAGAGUCCCACUCCGAGCAACCUUUUUGUCCGCAGAGGUGGAGAGCAAGAAGCCUCUCGUGUUGGGCAGGGGGGAGCACCUUAGCAUGUGUGCUUGUGAAUAUCUCACUGAAAACUGGUGCUGUGGUCGAACCGACUUAAAGAAAAUACUAGCAGCUAGUGGUUAAAAUGGGAUUCUGUCAGCAUUUAUGUCAGGUAGGGGAGCAGAAGGGAAUCUCCUGUAGAGUACUGUUUAGAUCUUGUGCCUUUAAGGCAUACUGCUUGAUUUUUAGCACUGCAAAGAAAGCCACCUUAAGCUCAAGUAAAAAGGGGAUUAGAUCUUUUCAUGUGAUUAGGCUGGUUAGUUCUGCACUCUAUGUAGAAAUUGGAUUUGAAUAUUUUUAGCCCCAGGAGAGGUUUGUCAUGUAAACUGACAUACUUGUUUUGAAAUAAUGAUGGGCAUAAAUAUUCUGAGGCUUAAAAAUUACUGAAAUAAAAAAAAAAAUAAAAAAGGAAAGUUCAUUAUCAGUGUCCUUUGUAAUAAGUAAAUCUGAUGCUUGCUACUAAUUAAGUCAUCCUGAUACUGCAAAUAAAGAGAAAAUAAUUACAGCUACCUUUCUAGAUGUUUCCUAAGUUCUAGUUGAAAAAUUUUACUUAAAAGUCUAAAUGUUUUCCAAGACUAUUAUUUCAGUUUCCUGUCAUAGGAUGACACUAGAUAUUAAAACAACAGUGUUUUUAGAUGUUAUUUUUCUGAGUGUUGAAACUGCUCUCGGUGUACUUGCUGAGUAAUUAAAAAUCAAAUCACCCCAUUCAGAUAUUUUUGAGGCAGUUAUUUUGUGCUGGUAUAGCUAUCAUUUUAAAAGACUCAUCUAGCCCCAUUAAGCCAGUAUCGCUCCAUAGGUAACAAUGGUAUAAAAAAAACCAAUUCCAUAAAUGGUGUUGAAGAUGUAAGGCCAGUAGCAAGCAAUUCUGAUCACCUGGUUGUAUUAGUUGUCAUUACUGAAAUGAUGUUUUACACUUAAUUAAAACUAAUCUUUCCAUUCUUCCCA